AUGGAGUCCUGUUGGAAAGCUCUCCUCCUGGUCAUCCUGAGUGCUUCAUGCCAGGGGUUCCACUGGGUAUCUGACAGGAACUUCAUUUCAGCUGCUGGACCUCUAACCAGGGAUGUGAAACGCACCCUAAGCAAUCCCCUGGGCAACCAGGGCUCUGAUUCUACAGCUGGGGACAAGGACAUUUACGUAUGCCACCAACCACUGCCUGCUUUUCUGCCAGGGUACUUCAGCAGCCUUCAUGCCAGUAAGAUAACCCAUUACAAAGUAUUUCUGCCAUGGGCACAGCUUCUCCCAACAGGCAGCUCCAAGAGCCCCGAGAAGAACACGGUGCGCUGCUACCGGCAACUCCUGGAGGUUCUCAAGGCUGCCCAGCUUCAGCCCAUGGUUGUCCUGCAUCACCAGAUGCCACCCCCCAGCACGGUCCAGACAGCAGAGGCCUUCUCUGACCUAUUCGCUGAGUACGCCACCUUCGCCUUCCACACCUUUGGGGACCUCGUUGGGACCUGGUUCACCUUCAGUGACCUGCAGGAAGUGACCCUGGGUCUUCCCCACCAGGCCUCCAAAGCAUCCCAUCUUCAGACCCUCACUGAUGCCCACAGGAAAGCCUUUGACAUUUACCACAAGCAUUAUGCUUCGCAGGGUGGAAAGCUGUCUGUGGUCCUGAGAGCUGAAGAUGUCGCCGAGCUCCUGCUAGACCCAUUCACAUCUGCACUUGCCAAGGACUCGACUGACUUCCUCUCACUUGAUUUGUCCUAUGACUGUCAAGAAGUGGCAGAUCUACCACAGAAGCUGAGUGAGCUACAGAACAUUGAGCCACAAGUGACAGUUUUCAUCUUUACCCUAGAACUUCAGGACUGCCUCUCCACCAGGGAGAGCCUCACCACACUGUUCUUUGGCCUUCUUGAAGCCAUAAAUAAAGACAAAAUACUCCUCAUUGGUUUUGAUAUCAGUGCAUUCCUGAGCUGCUCACCAAGUUCGGCAGAGGGCACAUCUUGUUCUUUGGCUGACAGCCUGGCCCUUCUGACUGACCAGGAGCAGCAUGGGAAGACAGCCGCAGCCUCAGCCCUGAAUGGCUCAGCCUAUCAGAGAGUGUGGGAGGCCUUUGCGAACCAGUCCAAGGCUGAAAGGGACGUCUUCCUGCAAGAUACAUUUCCUGAAGGCUUCCUCUGGGGUGUCUCCACAGGAGCCUUUAAUGUGGAAGGGGGCUGGGCUGAGGGCAAGAGGGGACCAAGUAUCUGGGACCAGUAUGGGCACCUGUAUGACACCAAGGGCCAAGCAACACCAGAGGUGGCCAGUGACAGUUACUACAAGCCAGCCUCUGACGUGGCCUUGCUUCGCGGCCUCCGGGCUGGGGUAUACAAAUUCUCCAUCUCCUGGUCCCGUAUCUUCCCCACUGGGCUUGAGAGCAGCCCCAACCUCCACGGUGUUGCCUACUAUAACACGCUCAUCAACAACCUGCUGGACUCAAACAUCCAGCCCAUGGUCACACUGUUCCACUGGGACCUGCCUCAGGCUCUGCAGGACCAGGGCGGGUGGCAGAACGAGGCUGUGGUGGAUGCCUUUCUACACUAUGCAGCCUUCUGCUUCUCCACAUUUGGGGACCGUGUAAAACUGUGGGUAACCUUCCAUGAGCCAUGGGUCAUCAGCUAUGCAGGCUAUGGCACUGGUCAGCACGCACCAGGCAUCUCUGACCCAGGAGUGGCCUCUUUUAAGGUGGCUCAUUUGAUCCUCAAGGCUCAUGCCAGAGCUUGGCACCACUACGACAGUCACCAUCGCUCACAGCAGCAGGGGCACGUAGGCAUCGUGCUCAACUCAGACUGGGCGGAACCCCUGGCCCCAGAGAGUCCCGAAGACCUCAUGGCCUCGGAGCGCUACUUGCACUUUAUGCUCGGCUGGUUUGCGCAUCCCAUCUUUGUGGAUGGAGACUACCCUGCCACUCUGAAGGCCCGAAUCCAACAGAUCAACCAACAGUGUGGUGCCCUGGUGGCCCAGCUCCCCGAGUUCACCAAGGCAGAGAGGCAGCUCCUGAAAGGCUCAGCGGACUUCCUGGGCCUUUCACACUACACCUCCCGCCUUGUGGGCACGGCUGCUCAGCACCCCUGUGUGCCCAGCUAUGACCACAUUGGAGGCUUCUCCCAGCAUGUGGACCCCACCUGGCCCCAAACAGCCUCUCCUUGGAUCCGUGUGGUUCCCUGGGGCAUAAGGAGGCUGCUGAGGUUUGUAUCCAUGGAAUAUACCAAAGGAAGAGUUCCCAUCUACCUGGCUGGACAUGGCAUGCCCAUCGGGGAAAGCGAGGAUGACCUUGAGGACUCCUUAAGAGUGGAUUACUUCAGCCAGUACAUCAGCGAGGUGCUCAAGGCCAUCAAGGAAGACUCGGUGGACGUCCGUUCUUACAUUGUCCGCUCCCUCAUGGACGGCUUCGAAGGUCCCUCCGGUUUCAGGCAGCGGUUCGGGCUGCACCGCGUCCGCUUCGAGGACGGCGGCAGGCCCCGCACGCCCAGGCGGUCCGCGCUCUUCUUCAGCCGCGUCGUCGCCGACAACGGCCUUCUUCCCAGGGCGGAGAAGACCCCUGCGCCCCCCAGGACAGCGGCCGUCCGCCCCACAGCCCGCGCGCUCGCCCCGCGCUCCGAGGUCCCCUCCAAAGCCAGCGUGGUGUGGGCGCGGUUCUCCGCGCAGCCGCGGUUCGAGCGCGACCUGGUCCUCGCGGGCUCCUUCCGCGAGGGCUUCCUGUGGGGCGUGUCCUCCUCCGCCUACCAGGUGGAAGGCGGCUGGGACGCCGACGGCAAAGGGCCCAGCAUCUGGGACAACUUCACGCACAGCGCGGGCAGCGCCGUGAAGGACAAUUCCACUGGAGACGUAGCGUGCGACAGCUAUCACCAGCUGGAGGCGGACCUGAACAUCCUCCGCGCCCUGAAGGUGAACGCCUACCGCUUCUCUAUCGCCUGGUCUCGGAUUUUCCCAACAGGGAGAAACACGUCCAUCAACUACCGCGGGGUUGACUACUAUAACAGGCUCAUUGAUGGCUUGGUGGCAAACAACAUCUUUCCCAUGGUAACCUUGUUUCACUGGGACCUGCCCCAGGCCCUCCAGGAUAUCGGAGGUUGGGAGAACCCUUUCUUGAUUGAGUUGUUUGACAGCUACGCGGACUUUUGUUUCCAGACCUUUGGGGACAGAGUCAAGUUCUGGAUGACCUUUAAUGAGCCCACAUACCAGGCAUGGUUGGGUUAUGGCUUAGGUACGUUUCCCCCAAAUGUGCAGGACCCAGGCUGGGCACCUUACAGGAUUGGCCAUGCAGUCAUCAAAGCCCAUGCCCGGGUCUACCACACUUACAAUGAGAAAUACAGGCAGAAGCAGAACGGGGUCAUCUCUCUGAGCCUCAGCACACACUGGGCAGAGCCCAAGGCCCCAGGGGUCCUGAGGGAUGUUGAAGCUGCUGACCGAAUGCUGCAGUUCUCCCUGGGCUGGUUUGCCCACCCCAUCUUUAAAAAUGGUGACUAUCCAGAUGCCAUGAAAUGGAAAGUGGGGAACAGGAGUGAACUCCAGCACUUAGCCACCUCACGCCUGCCCAGCUUCACUGAGGAGGAGAAGGCUUACAUCAGGGCCACAGCGGAUGUCUUCUGUCUCAAUACCUACUCAUCCCGAAUAGUGCAGCACAAGACACCUCGGCUAAACCCACCCUCCUAUGACGAUGACCAGGAGAUAACCUUAGAGGUGGACUCGUCCUGGAUUUCCACACCAACGCAUAGGGCUGUGGCCUGGGGGAUCCGGAGACUGCUGAACUGGAUCAAGGAGGAGUAUGGUGCCAUCCCCAUUUAUGUCACUGAAAACGGCAUAGGGCUGGAGGAUUCCAACCUGGAAGAUACCGACAGGGUAUUUUACCACAAAACCUAUAUCAAUGAAGCUCUGAAAGCCUACAGGCUUGAUGGUGUAGACCUUCGAGGGUAUUCUGCCUGGUCACUGAUGGACAACUUCGAGUGGCUGUCUGGGUAUACCAUCAAGUAUGGCCUGUACCAUGUUGACUUCAAUCAUGUGAACAGGCCUCGCACAGCCAGAGCUUCAGCCAGGUACUACACAGAGGUCAUCACCAACAACGGCAUGCCACUGCCUAAAGAGGACGAAUUCUUGUAUGGACAGUUUCCCGCAGGCUUUAUCUGGAGUGCAGCUUCUGCUGCAUAUCAGGUUGAAGGCGCAUGGAGAGAAGACGGCAAAGGACUUAGUAUCUGGGACACCUUUGCCCACACGCCACUGAGGGUUGGGAAUGAUGACACUGGAGAUGUGGCCUGCGAUAGUUAUCACAAGAUCACCGAGGAUGUGGCAGCCCUGCAGAACUUAGCCGUGUCCCACUAUCGCUUUUCCAUCUCUUGGCCUCGUGUCCUCCCCGAUGGAACCACCAAGCACAUCAGUGAAGCAGGCUUGAGCUACUACGUGCGGUUGGUGGACGCGCUGCUGGCUUCCCGCAUCACACCCCAGGUGACAAUGUACCACUGGGACCUGCCCCAGGCACUCCAGGACAUUGGCGGAUGGGAGAAUGAGACCAUUGUGCAGCGCUUCACAGAGUACGCAGAAGUGCUCUUCCAGAGGCUGGGGGACAAGGUCAAGUUCUGGAUCACAAUCAAUGAGCCCUUUAUCAUUGCCGCCCAUGGUUACGGCUCUGGGGUGUCAGCUCCAGGAAUCUCCUUUAGGCCUGGCAGUGCACCCUACACUGCUGGCCACAACCUAAUAAAGGCUCAUGCCAAGGCCUGGCAUCUCUAUAACGACAAGUACCGUGCCAGUCAGGGAGGUGUGAUUUCCAUCACCAUCAACAGUGACUGGGCAGAGCCCAGGGACCCCACCAACCAGGAGGACGUGGAGGCGGCCAGGAGAUACGUGCAGUUUAUGGGAGGCUGGUUUGCACAUCCUAUAUUCAAGAAUGGAGAUUACCCUGAAGUGAUGAAGACUCGAAUCCAUGACAGGAGCCUGGCUGCAGGCCUCAGCAAGUCUCGGCUUCCUGAGUUUACAGAGGACGAGAAGCGAAGCAUCAGCGGCACCUAUGACUUCUUUGGGUUCAAUCAUUACACCACGGUCCUGGCCUACAACCUCAACUACCCCCCCAUCAUCUCCUCCUUCGAUGCAGACAGGGGCGUCGCCUCCAUUGCAGACCGCUCCUGGCCGACCUCUGGCUCCUUCUGGCUGAAGAUGACACCUUUUGGCUUUAGGAGGAUUUUGAACUGGCUGAAGGAAGAGUACAACAAUCCUACAAUUUAUGUCACAGAGAACGGAGUGUCCAGGAGAGGGGACCCAGAGCUCAAUGACACUGACAGGAUCUACUAUCUCCGCAGUUACAUCAAUGAGGCCCUCAAAGCUGUGCAGGAAGAUAAGGUGGACCUGCGCGGAUACACAGUAUGGAGUGUAAUGGACAACUUCGAAUGGGCCACAGGCUAUGCAGAGAGGUUUGGUGUGCAUUUCGUGAACCGCAGUGACCCCUCUCUGCCAAGGAUCCCCAAAGCAUCGGCCAAAUUCUACGCCUCGGUGGUCCGGUGCAAUGGCUUUCCUGACCCAGCACAAGGACCUCACCCUUGUCUCCAGCAACCUGAAGAUGCUAAACCCACCACCAGCCCUGACAGACAGGAGGAGGUGCCCUUCCUGGGGCUGAUGCUGGGCACCACAGAGGCACAGAUGGCACUGUACAUCCUCUUCUCCCUCGUGUUGCUGGGAGCCUGUGGCCUGGCACUUCUGUUGUACAAGUACUGCAGGCUCUCCAAGCAAGGGGGCUCACAACCAACCCAACAGGAACUGAGCCCCAUUUCUUCCUUCUGA
Molecule: messenger RNA, 5796 nt
Organism: Jaculus jaculus (lesser Egyptian jerboa)
Lineage: Eukaryota; Metazoa; Chordata; Mammalia; Rodentia; Dipodidae
Gene: Lct
Product: lactase
Exons: 17
Coding region: 1-5796 (1931 amino acids)
Biological process (GO): carbohydrate metabolic process
Molecular function (GO): beta-glucosidase activity
Source: RefSeq, a predicted model, not a curated record